UUCAGAUGGAUUCAAUGCUGUGCCACAGAUGGCUUCGAUGGGACCACCGCCCGUGUUGAGCUCCUCUGGACAGGCGGCGCUUCUCCGGACAGCCGCGGAGACUACUACGACGACCCCCACGAAGAGUACUCCGACUGCCGCUACGAGGGCGACUACGAGGGCGACCACUCGAUGCCCACCGAGGAGGACCAAGAGGAGGAGUCGUGCUCCUAUCAGAGCCAGACCUGUCAGAGCCAGAGCGAGUUCAGCUCGAUAGAGCGCACCGAGUCGGACUCGGAGUGGGAGGAGCUCUCCGACGGCCCUUCCCCCAGGGUUUCCCCGCUGGAGUCCCUCGGCGCAGUCGUGCUCUCCACAAUGCAGCCGGAGCACCGUCAGCGCAUGGUGGCCUUGUACCACCUCGUCUUGAAGACCGCUGUGGUCAAGGUCGUGCUGCUGGUGCUGCAACUGCUGUGCUGCGCGGUGUUCUGGCUGGUCGAGAAGACCGUGGGCUUCAACGAAACCAGGACUCCAAAGAGACCUCUCGAUCAGCAAUUCAAUGUACAAAUGACAGGUUGGCUGUGA
Molecule: messenger RNA, 561 nt
Organism: Drosophila miranda
Lineage: Eukaryota; Metazoa; Arthropoda; Insecta; Diptera; Drosophilidae
Exons: 3
Coding region: 172-561 (129 amino acids)
Source: RefSeq, a predicted model, not a curated record